GGGGUCACAUGAAGUUCCUGCCCUGGAUUUUACCUUGCAGAUUAUUAUAGCUCCGCGCACACAGCGCUUUAGCCGCCCAACGGGAGAGCGCACCGAAAUAGCUGGGGAAUCGCUCAGACAGAAGCAGAGGAACGUACUGUCGGGCCCGGCGCCUAAACAGCAGAGGGAGAACCCGGGCCGCUCGCUGCCACCCGUCCCAUCACAAGGGAGCAGAGGGCCGCUAGGGGCUGGAGCUGGCAUGCUGCUGGGCAGGCUGGCACUUUGUAUGUGAGGCACUCACACAGGCUGGGGAUGGUCACUCAUACAGACAUCAGCUGCUUGGGCACCAAUGGGCAUCCAGGUGGCCAACUGAACACGAUGCUGGACGCUAUGGAGGUUCCAAGUCACUCAAGGCAACUUCUUCUCCAGCUCAAUAGCCAACGGACUAAGGGCUUCCUGUGCGAUGUGAUCAUUGUGGUACAGAACGCUCUGUUUAGGGCCCACAAGAACAUUUUAGCUGCUAGUAGUGUCUACUUGAAGUCACUGGUUGUUCAUGACAACCUAAUCAAUCUGGACCAUGAUAUGGUGAGCCCCAGCAUAUUCAGAAUCAUCCUGGAUUAUAUCUACACGGGCAGGCUGGGGGACGGGGAACCAACCAGUGAGCAGCUCUUUGGAGCAGUUCUGGCAGCUGCCAGUUACCUGCAGAUCACAGAUCUGGUCUCAAUGUGCAAGAAGAAGCUGAAGAGGAAUGGCAAAUACUGCCAUGUAAGGACAACAGGUUACCCACCCUACGGUAGCCUUGGAAGGGGGCAAAAGGCCGCUACCCCUGUCAUUCAGUCCUGUUUCAGCUCAUCCUCAAGGCCUGUAGACCUGCAGCCAGUGGAACCAGUGAAUCCUAUAAACACUCACUGCGCUGAACUCUAUGCUCAGGGGAACCAGCUGCACCAGCACGGACUGUGCCCACCAGAAAGGCGCUGUUCUCCUCUGUGUGGGCUGGAUCUCUCCAAGAAAAGCCCACCUAGGCCUUCUGCUCAGCACCUUUCAGAUGGACUGUCUGCAGGGGGGGACAGUAGGGAGCCCGCAGUACCUGGGAGACCAGACAGCCCGCCUGUAAGUGCCAGCCUUCUUGCCAACCACAGUGACUCCUACAAAGAGCCCCCACACCCUUACCAGAGACUGAACAGCAGUGAGGCGCCGACCCCCCACUCAGAGCCUUACAGAAACAGUGGCCCUCCAGAUCACCCCAGCAGGACAGAGACCCAGGAGCUGAUGUUCAGGUGGAUGAAACAUGAACCUCUGGCGAGUUAUGUAGAUGAGAGUGAUAGAGAGAAGGAUCUAGACAGGGAAGAUAAAGGGGAGAGCUCCCCAUUAUCCCAGCAGCCCAGGUACCCCAGCAUAGAGAGCAAUGAACCAGACGAUGAUAAAAGUACCAGUGAAGACACUGGAAGCAGCGAGGAUCCAUCGCCUUCCUCCAAUCUGGAGAGGUACCAUUGCAACCAUCUGGGCUACGAACCGGAGAGCUUUGGGGACAACCUGUAUGUGUGCAUCCCCUGUGGCAAGGGCUUCCCCAGCUCUGAGCAGCUCAACGCCCAUGUGGAAGCCCACAACGAGGAGGAGCUGUACCAUAAGGAGAGCAUGGAACCCCCAGUCCAAUUUCUAGACAAGUCCAGUCAGGGACUGAGCGACAUGAUCAGACCCUACCGCUGCUCAUCCUGCGACAAGUCCUACAAGGAUCCUGCCACCCUGCGACAGCAUGAGAAAACCCACUGGCUCACACGGCCAUAUCCAUGCAACAUCUGUGGGAAGAAGUUCACACAGAGGGGGACCAUGACCCGGCACAUGAGGAGCCAUCUUGGGCUCAAGCCCUUUGCCUGCGACGCAUGCGGCAUGCGAUUUACUCGCCAGUAUCGCCUGACUGAGCACAUGCGCAUCCACUCCGGGGAGAAACCUUAUGAGUGCCAAGUGUGUGGGGGCAAGUUCGCCCAGCAGAGGAACCUUAUCAGCCACAUGAAGAUGCACACCACAGGCCCCGAUGGGAAGCCCAAGCUGGACUUUAGCGAAAGUGUCUAUGCCAUGGCCAAGUUCACUGCGGAUCAUCUGGGCAUGAAACAGGAGAAAGCAGCUGAAAUUCUUUCCCAAACCUCACACUUCCUCAAUGACCCCAAAACCUUAGAGAGCUUGUACCCUUUGGCCAAAUUCACAGCAGAGCAUUUGGGACUGACCCAGGAGAAGGCAGCAGAGGUCCUUGGUCCGAUUUCGCACCUGGGCAGCGAUAGCAGAAUCAUUGAGAGGUUCUCAUCGCCUUAACAGAGCCUUUAGCUCACAGGCAGGAAAGUGACUCUACAGAGACGCAAAGACAAACCCCUAUUACUGCCAAAGAUCAGGCUCCCUUUGCAAAGACAUCAUGUGACUGUCGAAAGUUACCUUGAGCCAUGUAGUCAAUGAGCACUCCAGAGACAUCUUACCCUGUGUCUGACUGCAGGGCCAACCAGAGGGCCGCUUCUGGGGAGACUAUUCUGAGGGACCACUGCAAUGACUGCUGCACUAGCCUGACGCCUGAAGUGAGUCUUAUAAAGAUGAUUCAGAUUCCCUCCACCAUGUACUCAGCCUUUUCUUUGCUGAAAGGCAUUGGAUAGAGUUGCUGCUUCUUGUGCCAAAUGUGCCAUAGGAGAACAUUUAUUUAGGUGAAUAAUCAGUUGUGUGUGGACAAAAAGAUGCAGAAAUCAGUAUUGACCAAACCUAACUAUACAAUAGCUAUAUAUGAGCCGCCAGUGCUUGGCACAAGGGGACUUUUAGGGUAAUUUUAGGGCACUUUCCCCGCCUUAUAACAGUCUUAUGUUUUGGGAAUAUCACCUAUAUAUAUCACUAGCACAGCCCACACAGUAACCCCACAUAUCCCUCCAGGGUAACGUCCCCAGCAAACAUAGAUACACUUCAUCUCAGUGAUGCCAAAGAGAUAACAUGCCCAGCCACCACACACCCAUGCCAUCAUCAUACAGCCUCCCACCGUAUUCCCACUCUGCCCAGUGUUAGGUGCCAGAAUGACCCUGGCCAGGGUGCAGUAAAGAGAUCUAUAAUGGGAAGCAACACAAUAAAGGGGGUUGGAGAAUAAUGGCUCAGAGCAGAGGAGGCUCUAGAAGCGCUGGGCGUUCACUAUCCGGCAGGGGAAUGGGAUUUAGAUCGAGCAGUGACUCGCUAGUUAUUCCAAGCGAUGCUUUGUAUCAAUCUGUUGCUUCCCUUUAUUAAUGUCUCUGCACUGCUUUCAGUGACUGCAGAACCCAUUGCCAGGGAUCUGCUUCUGUGACUCUUCUGCUGCUGCUCAACCACAAGCCUCAGCGAGCCCAGCUUUUAAUGGAAGGCUGACAUUUACCAAAGAAUGACAGUUGUACAUUGCUACUAGGGAAUAGAGUAGCGGGCAAACCGUGUAGAACGUGUUCUGGUAGUAACAAGCCCAGAUGCAACUUGAGUAUAUAUGCCCAGCUAAAGCCCCUGAGUCAGUAAGGGGACAAGCACAGAGGUGGGUGGGAGAGCUGCCCCUCCCAAUGGUGUGGGUCAGGGGGGUUCCCAGAAGCAAGGAGACUCCUUUCCAAGGAAAGUGACUAGUAGGCCACAGUGCUAAGGCUCUGGGCAUGCACAUGAUCUGUUUGGGAAUGCUGAUUACUUGUGUGUUUCAUUGCUAUUAUCUUCCUACCAGCCUGUGUGUAUUGUAUUGGGGUAGGUACCCUGUGAAUCUGGUUAGUGCCUUAAUAACCACUCUAUGCCAAACGGAGCUGGGCUUGGCAGGGCUGAAUUAACCCCUUACCCUCUGCAUAUACAGCAAGGGGUUACAUUGACCCUGCUGGGCUCACAGUUCUCUGCAAAAGCUCAGGUUUCAGCGAGCAGAUGCUGAGCAUUUCCUGUGUAUAAUAUGCAAUUCCCUGUUGCCUUAACGCCCCCAGCACACAAAAGGUAACUUAGUUAAGCCAAAGCAAACAUUUUCGUUUAAACCUCACUAUGCGGGGUCCCCCAUGCCCUCUACAAGUACCUAACCGGGACUAAGCCUGUUAUUCACAGAGGAACAAGUGGGGAGUCACAGGCUGGAGCCCCUGCCUUUGCCAACGGUACUAUGUAAUGGUGUAAAGCGACUUGCUAUAUUCUGAAGUGUGUUGCUGUUAUAUGAAAGUAUUCAGUGUGUAUCAUUGUGUAUAUAUGGGUCCGAUCUGCCAGGCUGUGCAUGAUAGCGCACUGUUUGUUUUGGGUUUACCUGCCUAUGUAGGUGGCAGCAGCCUGGCAAGGGGUGAGGGUACAAGGGCAUCAUGGGUACCCAAAGCCUGCACUAAAACAGCACCAGGAAACGUCCCAUCCCGGCACUAUGUUGAGAGCAAAUCGGUUUAUCAUUUAGUUUUGUAGCGACGGGGUUUGUUAUCUUUAAUGAUAAUGGUGGUAUAGUAAUUUAUCUCUUGGCUUCUUUACUUCAUGUGUCAUGUGACACUUCCUGGUUCUGUUCUGACGUGAGGCGUGUGGGAAAGGGGCCCAUUAUUCUUAAUAAAACCCCACAUUUAUGUACCCAUUUCACGUCCGGGGCAAUUGCCUUCAGGCAGGGGAUGAGCCAGUACUGUGUGUAACCCUUUAUAAAGGGGGCAAUGUCAGAUUUGUUUUAACUUAAGACUUAGUAGGGGCAGAAUAACGCCGCACAGCUCCCUGUUUGACCCCCUUGCCUGCUGUGUGUGGGAUUUCUAAAUAAGAUUGGUCCCGACUCCUACCCUAUGGACAUACAUAUACAGCCACAACCCCGAAUCUUCUGUCUGUGUGGAUUCUAUCGGUGUCUCCCCCCUGGCAGUAAUUGGUUUAAUCCGAGCUGAGUGACGCUCCCACCAUGUAUCGCUAUCGAUUUGAUUGUGUCUAGUCGGGGCAAAUAGAAGCGCAGUAGAAGGAUCAGGAUUGACCCAUGAACCAAAACUAAGGAGGGUGGUAAGGGGCAUAUUAUAAAUAACCAUUUAAAGACAAGACUCAAAGGCUUCUAUGGGAUAGGAGCGCCAUGGGGGUGCCCCAGCUGUACAGUGGGUACCAAGCGAUCUCUCACUAGACGGAACAGGGCAGAUGGAAGGGCAAGGGUCUCGCUUCUAUAGGACUCAAUGCCCCUGCCCCGGGUUAUUGCCCCUCCAGUAUUUCCCAGUUUCUCAGGCAGGAUUAACAACUGCUAACAGUCUCAUGUGCUGAAGAGAAUGACAGUGUAUGGGAGCCAUACAGGAAGCCCCCCAUCCGUUCCUAGGGGGCAGGGGGGCUGCAGGCAAUGGCAGGGGCUGGCUCUUAUCUAGGGGCCCUGUGGAUCUGAGAGAAGCGGCUGCUCUGUGUCACAUCUCCCUGUGUCAGGCAGGAGGCGAGAGAGAGGAAGAAGCCUGAGCCAGGGCUUGGCAUCAGCAGAACUCGCUAUAUUGUGUGACAAACAAUGGAAAGAAAAGCUUUGAAACAGAGCAGAUUGUGGCAGCAAAGUGAGGAUGUUCAGCUGGAGCCCAAGGAGCCUGAGAGAGGGAGGAAACCAUCAGCCAGUGAGGGCACUUCCCAUGCAAGUUGUAGGGAAAGAGAUGGCUGGGGCAUGGGUGUUUAACCUAUUGUUUGCCUAGUAGGUAAAGCAUGCAGACACUGGAGAGGGUUAACAUACUAGCCUUCUGUCUGUUCUACAGGGAUUGUGGGACUUGUAGUUUGUACAGCAGCAACACCGCAUGCCACACAAGUCAGUAGUUUAUAAUCGCCAAUUUACAUUCAAUAAUAAUAAUAAUAAUAUCAUAUUGUUCAUACCUAUUCCAUAUUAUAACUAAUUUACCCAAAUCCCAGAAGUGCCUCUUUCACACGUAAAGCACAGGAAUAUAUACUGCCUUGUUCUCUGGAAAUGGCCUGAUUUAUAGGAGCUCAGUAGGUUGUCUUGUCAGCAUGUGCUGGAAAGUGAGUUCUGUGGGUUUGUAUAGAUAUUGAAUGUAUAAUGAUGUGGCUCUCCAUGCACCAGUGCUGGUAGAGCAUUCUGGGAUUCUUUUAAUUUAGCAGCAGCUGAAGGGCCACAAGAGGGCAUACCUGCAAUACUCAGGGGUCUUUUCAGUGCAGUUAUUGAAGGUUGCUGACAGUCGCCCAGCUCAGCUCCUAUGUAAGGUACCUGGUGUAGCCUUGCUAGCCUGUAUUGCCUUCUUGGCGCUAUAGUCGUCCUUCCCUAAUCUGACAUUGCCCCCUGACUGAGUGCAAUCACAGUGUGAAAUUAAGAUUGCCAGUAUUGUAAAUGAUGUACAGAGAAUUUGUAUAGCUAAUUGCAGUUAUAAUCAUGGUGACAAGUGAGCACUGAGCACCUUGAAUAGGGGUUGCUAUCUAGGGUCUGACCACUUAGAGUCCACGCAAAGCUUAGCACUGCUUUUACUCCAUGUUGGGCCUCAUUCAUUGACAUUGGUGCAAAGUUGUAGCACACUAUAGAAACUAGUCAUGCAAUUGCUUUCAUUAAUCUGCACUAGACUGAUCAAAUCAAAUUGCUGAUUGGUUGCUAUGGGCUACUGCACUGGUGCACUUUUGCAUGUGUGUGUCGGUAAAUGGGUGCUGCUUGCUGAUCUCUGCUCUAUCGAGCAAUGUUUUUUUUAUGUGUGAGGGUCUAUAUCUAAGCAGGAAAAUUAUACCCCAUACCCUCCAGAAACUAGCAGGUCCUGAUCAUCAAUAGGGAGCUGCAAUGGACACAGCUUGAACCCCUCUAAAGACAGAUGGGAAGCAAAGCCAAUAACACUUUCAAAAGUUUAUUCAUAGGAUUCCUGCACAAAUGUUAGGAUAUGUUGGCGUGUUUGGGGGGGGGGGGGGGGAGUUAUACACAGCCACAGGAAGCCGCACCCCAAAAAUAGUAACUGGGAAACUAUUUGUUAAAAAAAAAGUAUCCCCACUAAGAGUUGUUGGAAUUUGCACCUGGAUUUUAUCCAAAGCUUCCCAGGAAAUAGAGCGCAGAAUAAAACCCGUAAGCCGUCCCUCUCUCCCACCCAUUACCGGAGUUUGGUUCUGGAAUUUCGUCUGUUGAUUUGAAAUCCAUGUAAAUAAAGCCAUAUAUGUCACCAAACAAACAUGCCAGCUGUUUCCACUCCCUGACUGAGGGCUUUUUGGCCAAGUUAUUUGCCCUUUCAGAACUGCAAAGCAUUUAUUGCUGGGGAUGAUAUACCCAAACACUGAUAGGGUUAAUGAAACUGUGAACAAGGCAAAUAUGUGAUAGCUUUUCUAGGGGUGAUUAAUUCAGUUUUAUUCUGAUUAAUAGCAUACACAUUAAAGUACUGGCCAUGAAUACUGUGAGCCAGGCUUGGGACUAAGCCUCAGUAGCCCCCGCCCCAUCAUGUAAGGCCUGGUCUAUACAAGCCAUUUUAGGGAUGGAAAAGAAGGUUGAAUGCUUUAAUGCUUUGGCCAUUUUAUCCCUAAUAUUUCAAGUUUCCCCUUAAAAUAAAUAUUCAAUGCAGCAUGUUUGUUUGUAAGAAGCACAUAAACAAAUUGAUAGGGAUAAAGAGAAUGAGGCUGGCUUAUUGUCUGUGCUCAAAGGGGUAAGUUUAGUCAUAUUUGCUUGUGACCAAUAUCAGCAACAAAAAAUGUAGCAUAUUGUUUUCAAUAGGGGAGCUUACACGAGCAGCUGUAGCUAUAGCUACUCAGCUCUUUUGCAGUUACAUGUCAGUAACAGAAGUCCCAGCACUGCUAUGGUUAUAUUGGGGAUUUCCAACCUGUGGCCUUCCAGCUUUAGCCGAACUCCCAGCAUCCCCCCCCCCAGAAGACGUAGCUAAACAACAGCUGGAGGGUUGCCAUUUGGAGAUUCCCAAGUAAGAUAAAACUGUGAACAAGGGAAAAUCUGAUUAUUAUCCAAGCUUCCACCUCAUCAGUACAAUAAGAAAUGCAGGUUUGGGCUGUCCCUCACUUAUGUCCCCCCCCGCCGCUAUGUAGGGGUUCUGCUGUGCAGGUGCAAGGCAUUUCUGGGGCUCCGAGAUGCCCGCUUUGGGCUUAUGGGAAACCUCUUGAAGCAAUCACGGGGCUCACAUUUCACUGCUAAUUGCACUCACAGAUUGCCAGGUGCAGAGCAGUUUAUUGCUGCAGGGAACACUGUGCUGUUUGGGGAGGGGGGGUUGGUGGGAGAUACAUAUUAAAAGAAAGAAAACUCUCCCACCUUACUGUGUCCUGGCCUGCAGAGCAUUUUUUGCAAGCUAGACAGACACAAAAUACAUACCUAUUCCAUCAAAUGGAAGCUGUUGAUGAGGGUACAGAGAAAAGAUUUAUGAAACAUAACAAGCCCCCACUUAAUUACUGAUUCCCUCCCUCAGGUUAAAAACUUAUAAUAUUUCUGUAUGGAAGUGUACCCCCCCCCCAGGCACCGAGGCGCACAGCGCACACAAAGAAUGAAUGGGAGUGAUCCUCAAACCCAGAAUGUGAUAUGAGGAGCUUCCAUGUCAGGGUCCUUGGGCCCUAGAACCAUGCAGCUUUACAGACCACAUUUAAAGAGACAGUAUACCCACCUUUCUGAUUGCUCAUUAAAUAGGGCUUGUGCUGAACAUACUUUUUUUGCCUAUUUCUGUGGUUAGGAAAAAUCUAUGUUUUUUGUUAUUUCCUGGUCCCAAAGAGCAAAGUCAAAGAAAUCAACACUGACAAUCCUCUGUAUAAGAGCAGCUCUUUAGUUUAAUUUUCAGAGCAAGAAAUAACAAAAACUAUAGAUAUUUGCAUCAAAUCAGUCCUAUUUAUAGAAUUUACAUUGAAAAGGGGGGUAUACUGCCCCCUUAAUAUAUACUAAUAGUACAGAUAUAUAAUAUAUAUACUAUGGGUUUGGCAAAGUUGCACAAAGGAAUGGAAAAAAAGAACCAUGUUCUCGAAACAGACUACUGGGGCUUAUUUAUCAACACUGGGCAAAUUUCCACUUGGGCAGAAACCCAUAGCAACAUAGCUUGCAGCCAGUAGAACAAUGAAUGCAACAAUUUCAUCAGUUGCCAUGGGUUACUGCCAAGGGCAAAUUUGCCCAGUGAUGAUAAAUGACCCCUGAGCUUCUGCUACCUGGGUAUAAGUGGAGCAUUCACAUAGCUCAGGCUAAUAGGGCUUACCUGAGCCUUUUCUCAUAGAAUGUACUAGGUAAUCUCCAUCCACAAGGGCCAGUACUCCAUUUGAGCCAUAUAAAAGUAUCAGUAUAAAGGGAUAACAUUGGUGCAUGGAGUUGAUUCUCUCUCUUGCAUACUGGCUCUCUGGAAAUUCUGGCAAAUUCCAGACUAACCGGUGCGUUAUAAUGGGCCUGUGUGGGACUGUUUGGGUCUUUGCAUACUACAAAUGCCAGGGCCUAUUCUAGAUCUCAGAAUAUUACUGUGACCAUUGGAAAGUGCCUCUUUAGCCUAAAUGCAGGGUAAUAUGACUGUGUGUGACUCUCCUCACUAAAAUGUGGCAAGGUUCUCUGGGCCAGUGCACCAGUGGCUGUGACACUUGUGUCCAUCAGAUAACAUCACGUGCUACUAGUCCAGAAACAUGAUUUUCACAAUUAGCUAAAAGUAAUUAAGUCUGCCAAUCAGCAACAAGGCUUCUGUAAUCUGAGAGAUCAUGGUUCAAUCUAUUAAAAACACAUGAAAGUGCUGGGAAGCUGUUUGUAUUUAUUCCUAUCGGCAGAGCAGAGUGGGUCGGCCCGGCACCCUGAACUGUCAACAGCAACCACUAGAAACCAGUACAGUUCAUUAUGCCCAGAAUUAUUGCCCCAACUUGGAACACCAAUACAAAGUUCUACUGGGAAUAUAUAUAUUCAAUUUAUAUAUUAAAAUGCAAAUUUACCAUCAUUUCCAUUCAUUCUCUCCCUCUGCUUUUCACUGCAAGCCAGCCCCAUUAGCCUGUUAUAUCCAUGUUUGCUUGUGUUCUGUUCCUACCUAUAAGGUGACGGUAUGACAAAGCACUGUUUAGAUCACAUAGCCCACAGUAAAAGGACCCACUCCCAGGACUCAUGCCAAAGAUGAGCUGACACAAUGGGAUUGUCACUGUCACCUCUGACAUGGCACAUGACCAAAAAAAGACAGUAUUUUUGACUUUUAUAUAUCUUAUUUUUUUUUCCUUUAUGUGAAUGUAUUUAUUGCAUGUUCAUGCAUUUUUUUUUAAAAUUUUCACGAGUCUGUAUAAAAUGCUUUGGUUGGAUACGUGUUUUUUUUAUAUAUAUAUAUUUUAAUAAUGUCUUAAGGAGUCAUUGGAAGAGCCUUCAAUCAAAUUUUCUAUACUCAGAACAAAAAAAAAAACAAGCAAUAAAAGAUUAUUAAAUUAGA
Molecule: messenger RNA, 10226 nt
Organism: Xenopus tropicalis (tropical clawed frog)
Lineage: Eukaryota; Metazoa; Chordata; Amphibia; Anura; Pipidae
Gene: hic1
Product: hypermethylated in cancer 1
Exons: 2
Coding region: 292-2286 (664 amino acids)
Biological process (GO): regulation of signal transduction; negative regulation of transcription by RNA polymerase II; intrinsic apoptotic signaling pathway in response to DNA damage
Cellular component (GO): nucleus
Source: RefSeq, a predicted model, not a curated record